GGGAAGCACACACACAACCACAGACACACAAACACAGGCUAGGUGCCAGCAGCUCCAUCAAGCUGUGUCCAUGUGUAUCAGAUUAGUGAUCACAGCUUUGUGUCGGACAGCGCAGCAUAAACGCACACACUAAUGGAUUGUGGAGCUCCGCUCUCCCUGUCACUCUUCUUCAGGGUGGUUAUGAUUUCUGCUACAGCAUCGGCUCUCAACCUUGAAGGGGAACUUUUCAAAGAUUUAAUGAAAGGUUACAAUAAGAAUGUGCGGCCAAUGGAAAAUAGCGGUGACAUCACUAAGGUCGACAUCAAGAUGACGCUCACCAACCUCAUCUCUCUGAACGAGAAGGAGGAAGCCCUUACAACCAGCGUCUGGAUAGAAUUGCAAUGGUGUGACUACAGGCUCAGAUGGGAUCAGCCGCCCAGGUCUGCUCUGUAUGGGAACAUCACCUCUCAGUUACGGGUCCCGUCUAAAAGCAUCUGGUUACCAGAUAUCAUCCUGGAGAACAAUGUGGACGGACAAUUUGAGGUUGCACUUUUCUGCAAUGCCCUGGUGUCUCCUGACGGCUGUGUGUACUGGCUGCCUCCUGCCAUCUACCGCAGCGCUUGUACCAUCACUGUCAACUACUUCCCCUUCGACUGGCAAAACUGCACCAUGAUCUUCCGCUCUCGGACUUACAGUGCCAACGAGAUUGAGCUGGUUCUCAAAGAGGAGGACAACCACACACUGGAGUGGGUGGAUAUCGACCCAGAGGCUUUCACAGAAAACGGAGAGUGGGUCAUCAAGCACCGGCCGGCUAAGAAGGUGAUCAACAGUCAGUUCACUAAAGAUGAGCUGGAGCAUCAGGAGGUCAUCUUUUUCCUCAUCAUUCAGAGGAAGCCCCUCUUCUACAUCAUUAACAUCAUCGCACCAUGUGUGCUCUUCUCCUCCCUCUGCCUGCUUGUCUUCUAUUUACCUGCUAAAGCUGGUGGUCAGAAGUGCACGAUGUCUAUUGCCACUCUUCUGGGUCAGACUGUGUUCCUCUUCCUCAUUGCUAAGAAGGUUCCAGAGACUUCAAAGGCGGUACCUCUUAUUGGGAAGUAUUUGAUGUUUGUGAUGUCAGUGACCACCAUGGUGGUGAUGAACUGCGUGAUCGUCCUUAACGUCUCCCUCAGGACCCCAAACACUCACAUAUUGACAGACAAAGUGCGAAAGAUCCUCCUCAACAUCCUGCCUCGGAUGCUGAGAAUGCAGAUGAAACCGUGGACACCAAACAGUGACAAAACCUCAGAAUCAAUAGGAAACGGUGACCCUCAGGCUACAGACAGGAACAGCUUGUUUCUGGUCCCCUGCAGACGGCGUAGCUCCAUGAGCCUCAUCAACAAGGCAGAGGAGUAUUGCAUGAGAACAGCUCGGUCUGAACUCAUGUUCUCCAAACUCAAAGAAAGAAAUGGACUGAUGAAAACAGUGUUAGAGAAGCUGUAUGACGGGCUGGAUGGGGGCACACCUGAGCAGAUCACUGCCAGUCUGGCGAAGGCAUCUCCACAGCUGAGGCAGUGUGUGGCCUCCUGUAAACACAUCGCUGAGACUGCAAGGCAGCAAAACAACUUCCAGAAUGAGAAUGAAGAGUGGUUCCUGGUUGCCCGGGUGAUAGACAGGGCCUGUUUUAUCGUCAUGUCAUUGGUGUUUUUCAUCGGCACCAUUGGGAUCUUCCUGAUGGGUCAUUUUAACAACCCUCCACUCUUGCCGUUCCCUGGAGAUCCUAGGAAAUAUCUCCCUCCCAUGGACAAUCUAACUGACCCAACCCAGAGGGGCACUGGAGCAGAGUUUUUGUGGUGAGAGUCCUCAGAUGAAUGCCUUUAACUCAAGUGAAAAUCUGUCAGUGAUCUUUCACGGAUGUUUGCCACACAGAGAGAAGAUGCAGCUGUGUGUUUUAUCUUCUGGUCAAGUGGAUCUUUGGAAUAACCCAAUAAAACAAAGAAACUAAAAGCCUGACCUGGCUGAUAAAGAAUCAGCUGUACGGCUGUGUGGACGCCACAUUUGCUCUGUGGUAACACUUUUUAGGAAUCAUCUGUGGCUAAUGGUAGAGGUUUUAAAUGUUGUGUUUAACAAAAAUUCAUUGCUGCUUCUUCUAACAGUUCACUGUUUGCUCCAAGGUCACUGUGUUAAUGUUUUUUUUUUUCUAUUAAAUUAAAGGCAAUUGUAAGGAUGGCUCAGUGGGUUAGGCUCAAAAGGGAGUCAAACGCUCCAAAAAAAAUGCAGUCCAGGUGAAUUAAUUUACAAUGUAAAAUGUGCAGUAGUAUUUACAGUACAGGCCUCGAGAAAAAUAUAAUGCUUAAAACUUGCAAAAAGAAGGAAAAAUGUGAAAACAAAAGAAGACUGAGCUCUAUACAAUGCUCUGUUGCAGCUCUGCACACACUUUGUCUCGUUUGAAAUGGCUCUCACCACCAACAGUUCUGACACCAACCACCAACUCCAUCAAAUCCUUUCCAAUAUAUUAUAUAUUAAAUUGAGUACAUAGAGGUCAAGAUUUUUAACAUUCAAACUGAUUUUGAUCAAAUUGAUUAUAUACACACAUUUUGAAUUUGAUGCCAGUAACACAUUACAAAAAGGUUGGGACUGAAGCACAUUAGCUUUUCCUCUAACAACACUGGGGGACUAACUGCUGCUGUUUUCAAUUGAAUAUACAGUGCUUAACAAAUUUAUUAGACCCCCACCAAAAGUAAGGUUUAUGCCACAGCUGCCCUAAGUUAACAGCAUUGGUAAUCACCA
Molecule: messenger RNA, 2745 nt
Organism: Cheilinus undulatus (humphead wrasse)
Lineage: Eukaryota; Metazoa; Chordata; Actinopteri; Labriformes; Labridae
Gene: chrng
Product: cholinergic receptor, nicotinic, gamma
Exons: 12
Coding region: 133-1812 (559 amino acids)
Biological process (GO): nervous system process; chemical synaptic transmission; monoatomic ion transmembrane transport
Cellular component (GO): neuron projection; postsynaptic membrane; synapse
Molecular function (GO): acetylcholine-gated monoatomic cation-selective channel activity; transmembrane signaling receptor activity
Source: RefSeq, a predicted model, not a curated record